Bipolaris victoriae FI3 is the source of this 1845-nucleotide messenger RNA. RefSeq lists its product as hypothetical. The transcript has 2 exons. Gene Ontology annotation, biological process: protein ubiquitination. Gene Ontology annotation, molecular function: ubiquitin protein ligase activity. The record is from RefSeq and is a predicted model, not a curated record. Bases 1 to 1845 code for a protein of 614 amino acids. NCBI's taxonomy places the organism in Eukaryota, Fungi, Ascomycota, Dothideomycetes, Pleosporales, Pleosporaceae.
AUGACGGGCCUGCUGCAUGCCCGUCCUUCACUGCGCACUCGUGACACCGAGCCUGUCUUGCCAUCCAUAUCCCCAGACGCUCCCUCGCGCUCCUCGCCCUCCCGUCCAGCCCUCCCGCACGCCGCCACCGACCGAGGGCUGGUCCUUCCACGUGUACAGGUCCCAGACCUGGGUUUGGACUUUGACCAGCUGCUCCGCUCAAACUCGCCCAUCGACCGACCAGAUGCCCACCGCCAGCGCCCGUUGGCUCCUCUGAGUCCACUGCGGCGCGACGGACGCACCCUCGGCAUCAUUCCCUCGCAGCGCCGCAUACGCAACAUGAUCGGCCACCAGCGCAGGAGACGCUCGCUCUGGCAGGAGGGCGAGACCAUGGACAAUGCCCAGCAGUUGCGCCAGGGCGAGGAUCAGGCAGACGUGCUGUCCAGGCUGCUCUCACUCGCCGCAGCCGCCACCGCAGCCUCGCUCGUGGGUGACGAUAACCAGGCUGCCACUCGAGACGGCACUUUUGAUACGUUUCUACAGUCGCUUCAAAACGGCAGCAUAGCAUCGGCAUUGCGGGGCAAUGAAGAUGGUGCAGCUGGUGACACUCCUGGCGCAGGACAGGCGCCGCUCAACUUCUUCCGCAUGUUUCGCUUUGGCACGGCUACUGAUAGCACAAGAAGUGACAACGACGGGAGCCAUGGCAGCGGUUCUGCAAAUGGUGCAUCGGAAGGCGAAGAAGAAGGUGAAGGCAGAAUGGUGCCUAUAAUUAUUGUAGGCAUCAGGUCUAUACAGCCAGGCAGCGGCACAGGACAAGAUGACGCCAGCAUACCGCCCUUUCUCGAUGCCCUCUCCAGCUUUCCCACACCUCCUACCUCUCCAGGUGACGCAAACAUCCUGCAGCCACCACAAAACGGCACUCGCUUCAGCCACCGCCGCCGGGCAUCCAUGGGCGGCUUCAACUUUCCCUCGAAUCACGACGGUCCAAGGCACCACCGCGGAAAUGCUCAAGAGCGCCCUCGCCCUUGGUCAUCGCUCACAGACUCACCCCCGGGACCUCAACCUCCUCCAUCGACACCAGCUACCACCAUGAAUCUGUCCGCCGGCCCCUCGGGCGCCACCACGCCAAAUACGUCUACCUCGCCUCCAUCGCCCAUCCUCCAGUCAGCCACGCCAUCUCGGCGAAACAGCUUUGUUCCAAGAGGUGCCGGAUCCACUCUAGAGCCGACCGAAGAAGAACCGCAAACACAGCCGCGCAAUGCACGACCCCGUCGCCUGAGCGAAUCCGACUUUACACGAUACGGAUCUGGAGCGCCGCGGAGGAGAGGAGUGGUGGAGCCGGACAAUAACCCCGGCGAGGGGUCACGGAGUUGGAUCAUCUAUGUGCUGGGUGGCAGCUACCCGGAAAAUCACCCCAUCCUCACAACGCCCAGUCUAUUCACCGACUCUCCGACGUACGAGGACAUGAUGCUCCUCUCAUCAAUACUAGGACCGGCAAAACCGCCUGUUGCAAGUGAGGAGGAUGUGGCUUCGGCACCCGGGUUGCUCAGGAUCCGGGCGAAUGGCAACGUGCUGGUAGCCGAGGCAGUCGAGGGCGAGGAGACGAUUGAUCUCGUGCCUGGAGCGCGCUGUCUAGUGUGCCUGUGCGACUUUGAAGCGGAUGAAGAGGCACGCAAGCUCAUCAAGUGCGAACACAUGUUUCACAAGAUCUGCAUUGACCAGUGGCUGACUACAGGACGCAACUCGUGUCCGCUAUGUCGCGGCGAGGGAGUCCACGAGACGGGCAAGGAGAGCGAUGUCGAGCCUAGUGCUACUCCUUCCUCUCCUCCCUCUCCUCCACCGUCGUUACCGCAAGCAACUGCAUGA